AUGCACGAAAAAUCAUCAGAACGGCCGACUGCCGAAGAGGUUUAUAAAACGGUUCAAGAGUGGAAAGAAAUUCUUAAGAAGGAAGAAAAAGAAUUAAAAGAUGAAAAACUUGAAAUAAAGUUAGAAUUUUUAUUUGCUGACAAAAUUUAUUCAGCAUCGUCAACAACUUCGCAAGAACAUAUUUCAUCAACACAUUUGCAACAUAAUUCUUAUGAGCUAGAAACUAAUCUUAGCUG
Messenger RNA from Dentiscutata erythropus, 236 nucleotides. The record is from the annotation of a GenBank genome assembly. Lineage: Eukaryota; Fungi; Glomeromycota; Glomeromycetes; Diversisporales; Gigasporaceae.